This is a messenger RNA of Botrytis porri, 414 nucleotides long. RefSeq lists its product as uncharacterized. The record is from RefSeq and is a predicted model, not a curated record. Bases 1 to 414 code for a protein of 137 amino acids. Lineage: Eukaryota; Fungi; Ascomycota; Leotiomycetes; Helotiales; Sclerotiniaceae. The transcript is spliced from 3 exons.
AUGAAGUGCAGCCGGAUCAAGACACCCGAUCAUUUGAAAUCACACGCCGAAUGGAGAGGAGAAAAUGGAGAAAGCGUUGAUAUUUUGAGCAUCUGUACAGGAAUUUUCUUAGUGGCUCAGAGUGAAAUUUUGAAAGAAUUGAGUGCUGGUGGACCAAGAGCUCUGAUUCCACGUUUGAAGGAGGAGUCUCCAGACACAAAAUGGGUCGAUGACAGGAGGUGGGUUGUAGAUGGUAAUAUUUGGAGUAGUGGUGGUAUUACCAAAAGACUAGAGAUGAUUGCUGCAUACAUCAGGCAAAAGUUUCCUGGUCCAGCAGCAGAGGUAGUAAUCGCAAUGGCAGAUAUCGGAGAGAAAGAUGUUUUCAUACCAAUGGAAAUACGAAGGAAACGCUUUGGUGGAUGUGGCAGAUUUUGA